Hyalella azteca is the source of this 5046-nucleotide messenger RNA. RefSeq lists its product as uncharacterized. Gene Ontology annotation, molecular function: serine-type endopeptidase activity. The record is from RefSeq and is a predicted model, not a curated record. The transcript is spliced from 14 exons. Gene Ontology annotation, biological process: proteolysis. The coding region runs from base 1 to 4005 and encodes 1334 amino acids. Lineage: Eukaryota; Metazoa; Arthropoda; Malacostraca; Amphipoda; Hyalellidae.
AUGCACAACAGAUUUUCUGGAGGUUUUAUCUGCGCGCUCCUGGGACUCAGGCAGCACCCGUCAGUGGCGCCCUCUCACCUGCAGAAGAAGUACAUCGCUGACGUCGUCUUGGUGGACGCCGGUGGGCAGGAAGUGGCACUCGCUGUCCUUAAAGAACCAGCACAAGCUGAUGCGACCGUCCAGAGCCUGUGCUUGGCGCGAUCUCUGAUGGAGGUGGACCGCAGCCGCUGUAUGGUGACCGACUGGACCUCGCAAAAGUCAGGCCCCGGCCCGUGGGACGCCGAUCUACGCCGCGUCUGGAGCGCCGUGCUGCCCUGCAGUGCCGGCGCCGAUACUGCGCCGCUCUGCUCCAGAUUCCUCAGCUCUUGCCCAGAACGUUCUGGAGGAGCAGUGGUCUGCCCAGGAUUCACAGACGGCAUUUAUAAACUGGUCGGCGUUCUUCCCGAAGCGCCGCAAUGUCAAGACCCUUCAGAGGAGCACGAAAUUAUUUCGACUAUAAGUUCUACUUUUGACAAGAUUAUUCGAAACGUGAAAGAUUAUUUCACGGAGGAAAGGAAUAGUGGCGUAAAUCUUACAUCGAUGACCACGACACUUCCUGUUGCCGAAGACAGUAAUUAUUCGUCUUCAGCAAACGCUGAAGCUACGACUGUCUUUCCUUUGAACAAUAGCUUCCCCGAGACCAACUUGUCAGUGAUUGAUCAAGAGCUAUCGACGGCUGAAGUCAACAACGGUGAAGUUACCGAAGAAAUGGACAGCCCUAAAGAGGAAUACGCUCGGAAAAGUUUAAACUUGACGGGCAAUCAAGUUGAAGAAACCGCGACCUUCGUCGAGUGCGUGGGCUACAGAAUCACGGCCAACUUGACGCCGCAGUUGUCGGUGCUGCCGCAGCAAAGUCAGUACGGAGAGCAUCCGUGGGUGGCGCUGCUGCAGGACUGCGUGGGUGACGAGUGCUCGGUGAGAGGGGCGGGGGCACUCAUUCACCCUCAGCUCAUCAUCACAACCGGCAACAUCAUGCUAGGGGCUGACCCCAACACGCUGGUGGCAGUGCUGGGUGAGUGGGACAGAACGUCGGACCGUUCUUUAAAUCAACAGACGGACGAAGAUCAUCAGCCUAAUCUACACAACCCUCAUUUAUUGCGCCAUCAGCCCACUUCAAACAAUCUUAAUUUCUUGCCUCACCAUCCACAGUCUCACUUCCAAACAACAGGUCGUAGAUUUGAUUCAUUAUCAACCUUCUCAUCGCCACAACGCCGGUUCACGCGUCAAGCUCACUUCCUACCUCAGAACACGUUUCAGAUACAGCAACGGAAUCAACAACCAGAGAAGUUCCAUCAACUUUCGCAAGGACGCGACUUCAAUCCGUUUGUGGAUGGACUUGAGUCAGGGUCUUCUGGACUUGGACUGGAAAACUUGCCUUUUAUUAGAAGUCGGCAACCUACUACUUAUAAUAAUCACCGCAUUGGCACUGCUGAUCUCGAUUUUGGAUGUAAUAAUCACCGUAUACCGCUCGAUGAUCGUAAAACAGAAACCAGAAAUAUCCCAUUUGAUCAACAGAACCAAAACCUUCCACCUAUCGCACAAGUUCAACACGACAACAAUCUCCUGCAACCAAGACAAAGAUACUCUGAAGAUCAGCUGGAAGAGCUGCGGCGCGGCCGGCAGCGAACUCUUGUCAAGAACGUGCUCUUCCAUCCUGGAUUUAACCCCACCAUGAACUCAGGACACGAUGUCUCGGUCAUCAUCUUACGGGAGCCGGUGAGGAAGACUGACGUGGUGCAGACAAUCUGUCUGGCGGACUCGCUGACGGAGGUUGACAGGUCGCGCUGUGUCGUCAACGGCUGGGGCGCCUACGGGAGAGGGACGCGUCAACACGCUGACAUCCUGAAGCGCAUCUACGCACCUGUCCUCGACAACAGCACCUGCGAACAGCGGCUCAGGCAUCAGCUGGGCCCUUACUUUCAGCUGCAUGAGUCGCAACUUUGUGGCGGAGGUCUCGGAGGACCUAGUGUGUGUCGUGGAGAUGAAGGCGCUCCAUUGGUUUGUCCCAGUUUGUCGCCCAACGGUCAAUACAAGCUGGUGGGCGCUCUGUCAGGCGGGGUCGAGUGUGGUGUCAGAGGCCUGCCCGAUUUUUACUCAUCCUUCGUGUAUGAGUCAGGAGAUUGGGUUCGAAAUGUUAUAAAAGAGUUCCUCUUGAUCACUGAUACAGCGAAGCCAACGAACUCGCAAGAUGAAGCUAUCCCGAAGCAGCCGUUGGCCCGAGAAAUACAUUCACCGCAAGUUACUCAUGGACGUUCAAGUGUUCAGGAAUCAACUCUGCGAGGUGAACGCAUGAUCUCCAAAUUAGAAGCAUCUCCGAACUCACUCGAUCAUCCGGUUCCAAAAGUGCUUGCGGUUGAGAACGUUCCGAACACAAUAGGGACUGAUUUAGCCACCAGAGACGCCUCAGCUCCCGCAAAAACAAUUCAGGAAUCUUUGGCGCUGCAAGGAAAUGGCGUCACAGAAAAUAUUGCUUCGAGCUCUACAGAAAAUCCCAAACUGGCUACUAUUGCUGAACAAAUAUUUCUCGAAGAAGAAUACUCCAUUCUAAAGCCAACAUUACAUGCACAUGAAAAAAAUUCGUUAAAUUCAGGAGACCCAAGUACUCUUCGACAGUCGUUUGGAAACAGUACCGAAAUUCCACCUGGAAUAAAGGAAACUGAAUCGAGCGAUUAUAACGAACAAAACUUAAAUAAAUCAACGAGCCAUCCUGAAAAUAAAGUAACAGCAUUACCUGGUGGGAGCGCUUUCGGACAGUUCCAACAUUACGCGGACGACGAUUCAUUUGGUCUUCUAGAAAAGGUGUUGUUGGCCGCCCCAAGAUCUCGGCAGCCUUUGUUGAGCGACGGUCCAAUCGUCUCCCGGCCGUAUUCAUCCGUGGUGCAGUAUAGAUCAAGAGGAAACUCGUUCAGCAACGCGGAGGAUCUUGAAUUAAAUAAAUUUGAAGAUGAGCCGUGUCAAAAUUAUGAACAUUUUGGAUCUGGAGGGGACUUCGACACGCACUACGGCGCGCACGUGAGCCAGUUCGGUGAGUACCCCUGGAUGGCCGUGGUGCUCCAGGACGCGUGGCUCAACGGUGAACUUGUGGCCAAAGUUCGGGGGUCUGGCAGCCUCGUGCAUCCGCAAGUGGUUCUUACUGCAGCUGGAGUUGUGUCAUGGGCCAACGUCCACCUGCUGCGGGUGCGUCUGGGUGACUGGGACGUGACGUCAGAGGACGAGCCUCUCCCCCACCACACGCUCCUCGUCGCGCGCGUCGUCCUUCACCCAGAGUUCGACGCAGCGACCGGCGUCAACGACGUUGCUCUCGUUAUCCUCAGGCGACGAGUUACGACGAGCAUGCACGUACAGCCGCUGUGCCUGGCCUCGUCCUUCUCAGACGUGGACCCGUCGCGCUGCCUCGUCACGGGCUGGGCCGCCACGUCGCUAGAUGUUCCUGACGAGAAGCCGCUACUGAAGAGAUUGACUGCGCCACUGAUUCCUGGCCCCUCUUGCCAGACGCAGCUUCGGGAGCAGCAGCUGGCAAACCUCCGCACCCAGAACACCACUGAAGAGAUACCAGCUAUUUAUGACAGCCAUGACACGCAAACGAGUAAAACACAGCGAUAUUCUAACUCAAUAUCAUCGUAUCACGUGAAUGGCGGCACGCGAACAAAGCACAGGGACAGUGACACGAGUCUUCCGGAACUGCGACUCCAUCAUACAUUUGUAUGCGCUGGAUCCACGUCAAGUGAAAGUCCUUGUCUGGGCGCCGGAGGGUCGGCGCUAGUGUGCCCCAGCGUGCGUGACGGCCUCUACCGCCUAGCGGGGGUACAGACGAGCCUGCAGUGUCCCCAGGCGCCACCUGCAGUCUUCUCCGUGGUGACAGGCGGGUCGAGGAGCGGGCUGUACAGAUGGGUCAAGAGUGAAAUCAAGACCGCCUUUCAAGUUGCGGACGAACGAGCGAGUCGGAAAAGAGUUGUGUUCCGGUGAUGAAUACUCACUGUUAAGUUAUUUUUAUUAAACAGAUUUGUUCUUUCGACGCUUACAGGGUAUCGAUGGAUAGUGUAAAAAUGUAUUUCCACUAGGUGAAAAAUUAUAGAAACUAGACGCUGAUAAACUGCAUUCAAAGAACCCCACCCUGGCUACUAGUGGUAGCUGCUGGUGCCCACGUGGCUGGUCAAUGUCCAGCCUCCCGUCGUAAGAUCGUUAGAAAAUCCUAUUAAUUCCGAGGAAAUUAGUGCACUUGACUGACUUGCUCAGUCAAGUUAGCUGUCAUAGCUUCUAUGGUUUAUUAAUUGAAGAUCAAUUGAUUGCCACUUUGAGGAAUCACUCGUGAAUUUCUAACAACGGAUAAAAUUUUUGAGGAGUUGAAUGGGCAAAUGAUUGUUUUCAAUUUACAAUUACCUGGCGCUAUUGUUAUUCCAAUGAAUGGAAUCUCGCGAGUGUCUGCCUUCCAUAACUCCUUCUAUUCUGAUAUACUCCAACAUUGAGGGAAUGAUUUUGCAUAAUCAAAUGCGUUAUGGUUCUGUAAUCGUGUAUAAUUAUGCAUAUUCGGGAGAUAUAUAUGCAAGAGAAAUGAGAAACGAUUUGAUGGAAUGAGAUAUAUAUUUAGCCCUAGCCUCAGAAGAUAAUAUACUAAGAGAACGGAUUCUCUGAUCAUAUAAUAAGGCCGUGUCGUAUUCUUGUCCAUUAUCAGAUCAUAAAAAUUAAGAAGAUAGAAGAAAAUUCCAUCCCGCUGCCAAUCAUUGCUGGAAGGGAGACUCUCGGGAGAUGAUUUAAAAUUAUAUAAAAGUGAAGUGAGGUUUCUAAGUUCGUAAUAAAUUUAGACCGCAAAUUCAAUGCUCAGCCUAUAUUCCCUAAGAUCGCCAACAACGAAUGAGCUUAUCUACAAUGUAUAUGAUUUAAGUGGUGGGCGUUCGUGCAGUAUAUAUUAGAAUAAGAAAAUGUUUAACGAUGGAAUGAAAACCACAAGAUAUAGUCUAUUGAACAUUGUGAUACUUCUAUGUACGUACAUGUUUUAUUCAUCACUCA